This is a messenger RNA of Echinostoma caproni, 402 nucleotides long. The record is from the annotation of a GenBank genome assembly. NCBI's taxonomy places the organism in Eukaryota, Metazoa, Platyhelminthes, Trematoda, Plagiorchiida, Echinostomatidae.
AUGGACCCUCCCAAACUGGACGCUGGUUUUGGAUUUUCCAAUUCCGCGUCCACGACAGUGAAUGAAGAUUACGAGUUCGCACCGUCUGAAAUGUCAAACGUGGACUGGAAACCGGAAUCCACCGGAUGGUCGACCUUCAAGACAACAGAAGCACCACCGGCACAUCUGACCUCCGCACAGUAUAGUCCAACUCUCAAUGAAGCCGCUGCAAAGCUUCUAGAUGUCCGAUUGCUGACACAGGAUGACGUAACGUUCUUCAGGCACAAUAUGGAUUUGUCCCGUGAGGCGAUCAAGUACGCCAAAGGUGUGGCCCGAUUGAUUAUGAAAAAAGCCGAAUUAUUGGAAACGCAACUCAGCUUCCCGACAAAUGGAAUUUAUUUGAAUCCAGUGAAUCUCUCUUGA